AUGCCAAACUUGAGAGAGCUUCUAGCAUCUGUACUGCCUGAGCUGACGAACUAUGACCUUCUACACCUCAAAGGUCCCUCGAGAGAAGUCAACCCAAUAUUUCUGACCAGGCGUCAUGACGAUGAUGCGCUAAGUUUGGUGAAGACUCAGCACUUCUUCGUUUUGAGCAGUGGCAACAAGGUCUUCUAUGCUCUGGAACUAUAUGUCUAUGUUACUGUCAAGAACUGUGCCGUUACAGAGAAGCUUAUUUUCGUCUCGAAAGCCGACACCAAUGGUUACUGUGACCAUAAGUUAUCAGUAAGGGAUGUCACUAGGGUUAUUUUGGGCUAUAUAACAUCAAUCAAUCCAUUGUGUUAUGUCAAAGACAUACUAAAGCUUUCGAAACCACAAAGAGACCACUCCAAAGUUGUGACACAGCACACUACUACUCGAAAAGCAUUGAAGAUAUUGAUAAACAGAUCUCGAGCCUCUACUAAGUAUAUCCCAUCCAAUGACAUUCUAUACCAACAUUUUAACCAGGUGUCGCCGAAUUGGACUUGCCAAAUUUGCCUUUUCACGAGGUCCGAGCCAGAAUACUUAUUCUCUCAAUCCUCACAAAAUCCUAGAAAGCACGUUUUGAGCGGAAGUGCGCUGCUGAGCUGGUGGCUGUCUAUUAUAGAUAGUGUCAUGAUCUCACAUUUCGAAAGUGAUAUCCGGGCCCGACUCCAAAUUCCUGGCGAAGAAGACAACGCUACUAGGAAAUAUUUCCAAAGCUCCAAAUUAACGUAUUGGCAGGUGGGUGAUCUUUUUAAUGGCAAAUCCAGCGAUCUCGCUGUUUUCAACAUUCCAGUUUUUCCGGACGACCCAAAGGGUAGAUUUCUCGAACAAUUAGUAGAGGGAGACAGAGCGCGAAAAGUGCAGCUGAACGAGUUUUGGGCCGAACUACAAAUUCAACAGGAAUUUAGGCUAGGAGAAACUGUGUCAGUUAUCGGGACAGAGGGGAAGCUUAAAAGUUCCGUAGGCAGAGUUAUGGCAGCUGACGAGGUUAUAUCAACGAGCAGCAGAAAAUUGUUCAAUACGGUUAAGUCAUAUAUUACAGGGGAGGAUUACGGUACGGAAGAAGGAGCAUUGGAAGCAUUCGCCAACUUGAGCGACUUUCUACACCUAAGGUUGGGGACCAAAUUGAUUCGCAUACAGGGCAUAAAGCCCAUGACAUCCCAACCCGUAAAUGUGCCGGAACUCAAAGUAGGCAAGCGGUCAGAAAUAUCGAGGGAUACCGUGCGAUCACUUGAUAGAACUCUAGUGCGCAAACGACAAAAGAAAUAG
This is a messenger RNA of Lachancea dasiensis, 1305 nucleotides long. The record is from the annotation of a GenBank genome assembly. Lineage: Eukaryota; Fungi; Ascomycota; Saccharomycetes; Saccharomycetales; Saccharomycetaceae.